Molecule: messenger RNA, 3514 nt
Organism: Zeugodacus cucurbitae (melon fly)
Lineage: Eukaryota; Metazoa; Arthropoda; Insecta; Diptera; Tephritidae
Product: chromatin-remodeling complex ATPase chain Iswi
Exons: 7
Coding region: 182-3250 (1022 amino acids)
Biological process (GO): nucleosome organization; regulation of transcription by RNA polymerase II
Cellular component (GO): chromatin; nucleus
Molecular function (GO): ATP hydrolysis activity; nucleosome binding; ATP binding
Source: RefSeq, a predicted model, not a curated record
UGCUUGUUUUAUUUACCAUUAUUACGUCCCCCUAUACCUUGGUUCGUCUGUCACAUUUGAUUGUGCGAAUUCGUAUGCAAAUUGCAAAAUUCAAUACUCGUGAAAAAUACAAUUUAUAUCUAAAAAGAAAUGAAAUAAUAUUCAUUCAAGUAUUUAAAAAAAUAUUGUUAAGCAAAGGGCUAUGAUCAAAGAAGAAGUGAAAGCUGAAGUAAUGGAAGCUAACAACAACUUGAUUGAAAAAACUUCGGAGGCAAAAACUAUGGAGGCAACAACAUCCACUGCUGGGAAAAAGGUAGAUUUCGACAACAAGCUUGAAAAUGAUCGAGACAAACGAUUUGAAUUUUUCCUGAAGCAAACAGAAAUCUUUACACAUUUCAUGACAAAUAGUUCGAAAAGCCCAACCAAACCUAAAGGACGAUCGAAAAAGAACAAAAACAAAGAGAAGCAAAAAGUUGGCGUUGCAGACCAGCGUCAACGGAAGACCGAGCGGGAGGAAGAUAACGAAUUGUUGGCGGAUGAUACACAAUCGAAUGAAAUUUUUCGUUUCGAGAGUUCGCCCAGUUACAUUAAAAAUGGCGAAAUGCGCGACUAUCAAGUGCGUGGCUUGAACUGGAUGAUAUCGCUAUAUGAAAACGGUAUAAAUGGUAUAUUGGCCGAUGAAAUGGGUUUGGGUAAAACUUUACAAACGAUUUCUUUGCUUGGCUAUCUCAAACAUUUCAAAAAUCAAGCUGGUCCACAUAUUAUCAUUGUACCCAAAUCUACUUUACAAAAUUGGGUUAACGAAUUAAAAAAAUGGUGUCCUUCUUUACGAGCUGUCUGUGUCAUUGGUGACAAAGACGCACGAAACACAUUUAUACGUAAUGUAUUAUUACCAGGAAAAUGGGAUGUUUGCGUCACCUCGUAUGAAAUGUGUAUCCGUGAAAAGUCUGUUUUCAAGAAAUUCAAUUGGCGUUAUAUGGUUAUUGACGAAGGACAUCGUAUAAAAAACGAAAAGUCCAAGCUCUCGGAAAUUCUGCGAGAAUUUAAAACAAUAAAUCGUCUACUACUCACCGGUACGCCAUUGCAGAAUAACUUGCACGAAUUGUGGGCUUUGUUAAAUUUCUUGUUGCCGGACGUCUUUAAUUCAUCGGAAGAUUUCGAUGAAUGGUUCAAUACGAACACUUGCCUAGGCGACGAUGCACUCGUAACACGUUUACACGCUGUAUUGAAACCAUUCUUACUGCGUCGUCUCAAGGCUGAGGUAGAGAGUAGCCUUAAACCCAAAAAGGAAAUUAAAAUAUUUGUCGGUCUUUCAAAGCUGCAGCGUGAAUGGUAUACAAAAGUAUUGAUGAAAGAUAUUGAUGUGGUGAAUGGUGCGGGUAAAUUGGAGAAAAUGCGUCUACACAAUAUUUUGAUGCAGUUGCGAAAAUGCACCAAUCAUCCAUAUCUAUUUGAUGGUGCCGAACCCGGUCCACCGUAUACCACUGAUACACAUUUAGUCUAUAACUCGGGCAAAAUGGUCAUACUCGAUAAAUUAUUGCCUAAGUUGCAAGCACAAGGUUCACGUGUACUUAUAUUCUCCCAAAUGACACGCAUGUUGGAUAUACUGGAAGAUUAUUGUUUGUGGCGUAACUAUCAAUAUUGUCGUUUAGAUGGUCAAACACCGCACGAGGAUCGUAACAGACAAAUACAAGAAUACAAUAUGGAAAAUAGUUCCAAAUUUGUUUUUAUGCUUUCAACACGCGCUGGAGGUUUGGGCAUAAAUUUGGCAACCGCUGACGUGGUUAUCAUUUAUGAUUCGGAUUGGAAUCCUCAAAUGGAUUUGCAGGCUAUGGAUCGUGCGCAUCGUAUCGGUCAAAAGAAGCAGGUGCGUGUUUUCCGUUUCAUCACAGAAAACACGGUGGAAGAAAAGAUUGUGGAGCGUGCUGAAGUUAAGUUGCGUCUUGACAAAUUGGUUAUACAACAAGGACGUUUGGUUGACAAUAGAACGGCACAGUUGAACAAAGACGAAAUGCUAAAUAUCAUUCGUUUUGGCGCAAAUCAUGUCUUCGCUUCCAAAGACUCUGAAUUAACUGAUGAAGACAUCGACACCAUUUUGGAGCGUGGUGAGGCGAAGACUGUUGAAGAAAAAGCUAAACUGGAUAAGUUGGGAGAGAGCUCUUUACGCACAUUCACUGUUGAUACAGGUGUCGGUGAGAGCGGUUCAACUUCUGUUUACCAGUUUGAGGGUGAAGACUACAGAGAAAAACAUAAAUUAAAUGCAUUAGAGAAUUGGAUAGAACUCCCGAAGCGUGAACGUAAAGCUAAAUGUGCAGCAUAUGCUAAUAUAUGUGUUACCGAAUCCAAAGCGCCAAAAGUGCCACGCCCACCCAAACAACCUAUAGUGCAUGAUUUUCAAUUCUUUCCACCACGUCUCUUUGAGCUGCUCAAACAGGAGCUUUUCUAUCUCCGUAAAACAGUUGGUUAUGAAGUGCCGAAAAACCCCGAAUUGGGUUCAGAGGCAACUAAAAUGCAACGAGAGGAACAACGCCAAAUCGAUGAAGCCGAACCGCUGAGUGAAGAGGAGAUUGCCGAAAAGGAAUCACUUUUAACACAGGGCUUCACCACAUGGACCAAACGUGAUUUUGAUCAGUUUAUUAAAGCGAACGAGAUAUACGGACGUGACGACAUAGAAAACAUUGCAAACGAUGUGGAAGGUAAAACGCACGAGGAGGUUAGUGAAUAUAAUGCGGUAUUUUGGGAGCGCUGCCAUGAGCUGCAGGAUAUCGAAAGAAUUAUGGGUCAAAUUGAGCGCGGCAAAGUGAAGAGGCAACGAAGAUUAUCAAUGAAAAACGUGCUAGAUGAAAAGAUGUUACGCUAUCGUGCACCAUUCCACCAACUACGCUUGCAAUAUGACAAUAAUAUGAAUAACAAUUAUGUGGAACGUGAAGACCGUUUUCUGUUAUGUAUGCUGCAUAAACUAGGUGCUGACAAGGAAAAUGUGUAUAAACAAUUACAUGACGCUAUACGUUCAUCACCAGAGAUUCAGACCGAUUCUUUUUUAAAAUCAUGCACAACACUUGAACUACAACGACGUUGCAACUCCCUUAUACUGCUCAUUGAGCGCGAGAAUAUCCAACGUGAAUUAAGAGAGCUUCAAGAGAAUAGGAAGAUGGUCACAAAAGACUCGACUGGCGCGAGUACAACAUGUGCACCACUGGGAAAGAUAAAUCAGAAGCGCAAAUCCGAAGCAAUUCCCGUAGAAAAUAACGCAAAGAAAAUGAAAAUUUAAUGAAUUUGUUUAAAGUAUUAUACGUACACAAGUUACAUCAUAUUAAUCUACGCUGUUAAAAUGGUAUCGAUAUCGAUGAUGUAGCUAACAUAUAUUUGAUAAAACUUUUAACUAUUUUGAAAGGGAACUCAAUAUUUUACUCUUACCAUAUUUUUUAUAUUCAUUUACUCAUCAUAAUCUAAAUGCUUAAUAUGACAGGCGCGUGAAGUUGAAGUCACAAUAACAAACUUACAAACAGCAGCAGUAAACUACUAAGCGUACAUA